Molecule: messenger RNA, 771 nt
Organism: Paramecium pentaurelia
Lineage: Eukaryota; Ciliophora; Oligohymenophorea; Peniculida; Parameciidae
Source: the annotation of a GenBank genome assembly
AUGUAUUAUCAAGAGAAUUAUAGGAGAGCUCGUCAAUUUCUCAACUAAAGAUAAAAAUUAAUAGAUUUUUAACCUUAUAAAUUAAAUCAACCCUAAAUAACUACAAUACGUCAAAUCUUAGAGGUAAUACGAUCAAAAGAAAGAAGCAAUAGCUAAUUUAAAUAUAUAAAAACUACAGGGUAAGAAAAAUAGGAUGAUUAUCAAAAACCAUAGAUACUUAUAUCUUCAAAUUUAGAACCAAAAGAUCAUAAUCAAUCUCUUACAUCCAAACUAUUAAGAUUAAAUAAAAUAACUCGAAAUACAACCUAAGUUACACCUAUCUCAUAUAAUUUUAUAGAUAGAAUUAUUGAACCUUUGAAAAAAAAAACAGAAAUCUAAUCUGAGUAAAAUUCUCCUUCAAGGGUUCGAAAAAUCAUACCAUGUAUUGAGUAUUAAUUGCCUACUUAAUUAAUCUUUUAGGAUAAUCAGAAAUAAGUUAACAAUAUAAUUGAAAGAAAAUUUUGUAUUCAGAAAUCUCGACCUAAAGAAAUUAUUAAUCUAUAGUAGCCUAAAAAUAAGAGUAUAUAAAAUUGCUUAUCUCAUCAUUAAAUUAUUAAUAAAGAAAAAGCAAGUCCAACAUUAAGGAGACUAAAUAAAACAAGUUAUUAAUGUGAAUAAGUGAAAUUUACUAAUUCAAUUUAAAAUGAAAAAAUUGAAAAAUAAAUAUAAUAAAUUAGAAAAGUAAGUGGUUGGACUAUCUAGAGCCAAGAAAGUGUUCAAACAUUAUUAUGA